Anopheles bellator is the source of this 3136-nucleotide messenger RNA. It is a transcript of the gene hts, whose product is annotated as protein hu-li tai shao. Lineage: Eukaryota; Metazoa; Arthropoda; Insecta; Diptera; Culicidae. The transcript has 12 exons. The coding region runs from base 89 to 2251 and encodes 720 amino acids. The record is from RefSeq and is a predicted model, not a curated record. Gene Ontology annotation, molecular function: actin filament binding. Gene Ontology annotation, cellular component: plasma membrane; postsynaptic density; cytoskeleton.
CGAGGGUGUGAAAAUUUUCGACAGUGCUCUGAGAGACGCCGAAGCGAAAUUGAACGUAAUUUUGGAGACGGACUCGACUGCGUAAAGGAUGGCAACCGAAACCGAAACGGCAGCAAUCCACACAAAUGGCGGUGGGCUGGAGACGGUGACCGAGGAAGAGAGCAGCAGUAAGCCCCGCCCGGCAGAUAUUGAAGCGGAUAUGCGUGAAAUGGAACGACGUAAGCGCGUUGAGGCAAUCAUGAACUCACGGUUGUUCCGCGAAGAGCUAGAACGCAUCGUGGAUGGGCAGAUGCGUGAAGGGUCAUCGACGAUCUUGCAGCAACUAUCGGACAUUAUGGGCAUGCCAGCGGCUCGCAUCGGUUCGGUGUUCAAGAGCUCCAACUGUGUCGUUCCCAUCAACGACAUUCGAGGAGUCGAAUCGAUGAGCUACGAAAAAGGCGAAAAAAUCUUACGCUGCAAACUGGCCGCUUCCUUUCGGUUGAUGGAUUUGUUCGGUUGGGCGCAGGGCAUCGGGUGUCAGAUCACUGCCCGGCUGAAUGCCGACCAAGAACUGUUCCUCGUUAACCCGUACGGCAUGCUCUACCACGAGAUCACGGCCAGUUCGCUCAACAAGGUGAACAUGCAAGGACAGAUCGUCGAACAUGGAACUACCAACUUCGGCAUCAACGCUAGUCAGUUCACCCUACACUCCGUCAUCCAUGCUGCCAGGCCGGAUAUCCGUUGUGCAAUAUAUGUGGCCUCAAACGCGGUGACGGCCGUAUCGGCUCUGAAACAAGGACUGCAACCACUGACUAAGCACAGUGCGCUACUCGGAGAAAUUGCUUUUCACACGUACGCUGGAGCACUCAACGAACCCGAGGAGAAGGAUAAACUGUUGCGCAGUCUCGGUCCGGUGUCGAAGGUGUUGCUGCUGUCUAAUCACGGUGCGUUGUGCUGUGGUGAGACAAUUGAAGAGGCAUUUUAUCACGUGAACCACAUGGUACAUGCAUGCGAGGCACAGCUAAAGUUGUUGCCGGUUGGGCUAGAGAACUUAAUACUCAUCCCAGAAGAAACCCGUAAAGCAAUCUACGAUGCCGCCCGUAAACCAUCCGUGGAGACGCAGGAGGCGCUCUCAGUUCAACAUGCAGAUAAUAAGGAAGGACAUCGUCCGCAAACACCGAAGUGGCGCGUGGGGGGCUCCGAGUUUGAGGCCCUAAUGCGUAUGCUUGAUAACGCCGGAUUCCGCACCGGCUAUAUCUUCCGAAAUCCGCUCAUCAAGGGCGACAUUCCAAAACCACGCAACGACAUCGAGGUCCCGCCUGCAGUGUCGUCGUUAGGGUACCUUAUUGAAGAAGAAGAAUUUCUCAAGCAAGGAAUCUGGCGCAAAGGAGAUCCACGCAAAGUUGGGGAUCGUUCGCGUUGGCUGAACUCGCCGAACGUUUACCAGAAAGUCGAAGUACUAGAAACCGGUACUCCUGAUCCGAAGAAAAUUACUAAGUGGGUUGCCGAACCAUCUCCUACACAUUCGUCGACCCCGGUGAAAAUAGAGCACGCCCAUCAAUUCGUGCCCACUAACACCAAUCCACGAGAAUUUAAGAGAAUUCAGCAACAGAUUAAAGAUAAUCGUCGUGCGGAUAAAAUUUCGGCCGGACCACAGUCGCACAUUCUAGAGGGCGUCUCAUGGGACGAGGCUAACCGACUGAAGGAUGCAACCGUGUCUGCGGCUGGUGAUCACGUGGUCCUGAUGGGAGCCGCCUCGAAAGGUAUCAUUCAGCGUGGUUAUCAGCAUAACGCCACAGUUUACAAGGCACCGUACGCGAAGAAUCCGUUCGACUCCGUUACUGACGACGAGCUCAACGAGUACAAGAAGACGGUCGAAAAGAAACGACACGGCGAUGGUAACGAUACAGAUUUCUCCGAAUCAGAAGCACUCAGCUCGCUGCAGAUCAGCGGGCCGACGAAGGGAGCCUCACUUGUCAGUCCGCCAAGCCAGUCGGAACAGGAAGACGCAGGAAUGGAACACCAUGUCCUGAGAAUAGAAACAAAACAAGCGCCUAAACCUAGCCAGCCAGAAGUAGUACUAAGCGAUGGCGAACAAGUUCAAAAUGGCGAACAAUCCGAUGCACACAUGAGCACCUUCUCCCACAGCAGCAAAGAGCUGCAGGAUAUUUCAACCGAUGGAUCACCGAAGAAGGAUAAGAAGAAAAAGAAAGGCCUACGGACGCCGUCGUUCUUGAAGAAGCGAAAGGAUAAGAAGCGCAUCGAGUCCUAAAUCGUACCCGUAACAACAAUGCACAUAACAGCACGAGCAAACAAGUUGGUGACAGUAAUGAGAGAAGGCGCGCUAGUGUCAGCCCCGAUCGAGUUCGGUAGAGGAGGAGAUGGAGUCGUUUAUGGGUGAUGCCGUCACAGUUUAGUUAGGUAAACGAGCGUUCAUCCUACGGCGGAAGACACACCGACUACGGAGUGGGCUUUCUUAGCCGUCACGGUAGUCUUCGAAAGAAUGUUUAGCGAACAACUAUUGCCUUGUUUUUCGUUCGUUUUUUGUUUAUUCAUUUUUAAUUCUUUCGUAUUUGUUCUUAUUGUUCUUAUUUGUUGAAAUGCGACCUUUCCUCGUGGGCGAUUGCCCCCAAACUUGUGUCAACGAUACUAGAAUGAUGCAACGAUGUGUGGCUUGCGUGGAGAGAUCCUUAGAAGUAUAAGCAAGAAACAGUAUGAUUCGUAUGGACCAGAGUACGUGAGCACAAUCGUACCCAGACACAAACACGACGGACAUGCUUGCAGUUGACAUCAAACGCGGGAGAGAAUUAAUGUACUAUUUAUAAACCGGAAACAGAACCAACAAAUUACCUACGAUUUCGGGGCAAAAUUUCGGAUCUGCCGGCGGUCACAGCCGUAUCCGCAACCACUCCAGAUGAGAAGCGUCGAUCGAGCGAGCGACUAUCGAGUAUUGUGCAACGAAUGUGUACCGGCUGCUGUCCGCUGCCCCACGCUGCCGUAGAUAUAACUGCGAAUGAGCAAUCGCUAAUACUUUAUAUGAUGUUUUUCGCUUUCUUUUUUUUAUUUAAAUACAACUAUAUGUUAAUAGGAAACGAAAUGUAAUCAAACGUACAUACAAGCACAUGUAUCUGAACAGAAAUGAAGAGCAAGUAAGGAA